Messenger RNA from Staurois parvus, 1341 nucleotides. NCBI's taxonomy places the organism in Eukaryota, Metazoa, Chordata, Amphibia, Anura, Ranidae. The record is from the annotation of a GenBank genome assembly.
AUGAGUGAGAUGUGGAAGGAGGAUUCUUUCUUUGGUAACCAAUAUCUUAAUGGAGUUAACCCAACUCUGAUUGAAAAAUGCUUUAAAAUCCCAAACAACUUUGCAGUUGAUGAAUUCAUGGUGGCUCCCUCUCUAGGGCCUUCAAACCUAGUGAAUGAACUUCAGAAUGGUCACAUUUUCCUGGCAGACUAUAAGAUUCUUGAAAAUGUUCCUGCGAAUAACUCAGUCAAUGGACACCAACAAUACAUUGCAGCCCCUAUGUGUCUGCUGUGGAAAAAUCGUCAGGAUCAGCUUGUCCCAAUUGCUAUCCAGCUGUCUCAGACCCCUGGUGAUCCAAUCUUCCUGCCCAGUGACUCUGAAUUUGACUGGUUACUGGCCAAGCUCUGGGUGCGCAAUUCUGACUUUCAGGUACAGGAGGUUGACACUCAUCUUCUCCGCACCCAUCUGUUAGCUGAGGUCUUCUCGAUUGCCACAACCAGGCAACUUCCAAUGGCACACCCAGUGUAUAAGCUGAUUAUUCCACAUUUGCGCUACACACUGGAAAUAAACACCCUGGCCAGGAAGCAGCUUAUUGGACCCAAAGCCUUCUUUGAUCAAGCUAUGGUGGUAGGGAAUGGAGGGAUUCCAGUACUCCUGAAAAAAGCCAUGGUUGGGGUAAACUACAGUAGCCUUUGUCUCCCUGAUAGCAUUGCAAGCAGAGGAAUGCAGUCCAUUCCUAACUACUUAUACAGGGAUGAUGGUAUGAAGAUCUGGUCAGCUGUAGAGAGCUUUGUGUCAAAAGUUGUCAAAUAUUACUAUACAAGUGAUGAAAUGAUCAGCCAAGACCCUGAAUUACAGGCCUGGGUGGCUGAGAUCUUCAAGGAAGGAUUCCUGGAAUAUAAAAACUCGGAAAUCCCAUCUAUCUUGGAGUCUAAAGGAGCUCUGGUCAAGUAUCUGACUAUGAUGAUCUUUACAUGUUCUGCUCAACAUUCAGCCGUUAAUAGUGGUCAGUUUGACUUCUUUGCUUGGAUGCCCAAUGGACCCACCUCCAUGAAGAGUCCACCACCCACCUUUAAAGGAGUCACCACAAUGCAGGAUAUUCUAAAGGCAUUGCCAGAUGUGAACACUACAGCUACUGGCAUGGCUACAGUGUGGCUUAUCAGCAGAGAGCCCCAGGAUAGGAGACAUCUAGGAAACUACACUAAUGUACAUUUUACAGAGAAGACCCCACAGAAUUUAAUUAAGGAAUUCCAGGAUAAACUGGCUAAAAUCUCCAAAUCCAUCCAAGAGAGAAAUGGGGCCAUGCGUCAGCCUUAUCCCUACCUGGACCCAACUUAUAUAGAAAACAGUGUCUCCAUUUAA